ACCGUCGCAAUAGUGUAGAAGUUCUCAAUACGUCUUCGUUGUUCGAAUUUUUAUUUCGUCACGUGGUCCAACCGAGCGGAUAGUUAUACAUCAUGGAGUCUAUGAGGAUAGUAUUCACGAUGCAUACAAUCUAAUAUCAAAUUACAUUUAAGUGAUUGGCGCAACAAUGUUUUGGAUCACUGUUAUUUUACUGUUUACUUCGAUUGGUUGUUAUGGAUAUCAACCAAAGUUCACGGAACCUAUCGGUAACAUUACCGUGCCCGUCGGCCGAGAAGCAAUGUUCACGUGUUACGUCCACAGCCUAGGUGGUUAUAGGGUCGGUUGGGUGAAAGCUGAUACAAAAGCAAUUCAAGCUAUACAUGAUCAUGUCAUUACGCACAAUUCCCGUGUGUCUGUAUCACAUAUCGACGAUUCUACGUGGAAUUUACAUAUAAAAAAUGUUCAAGAAGAAGACCGUGGUCAGUAUAUGUGUCAGAUCAACACUGAUCCAAUGAUAAGCCAGAUGGGCUAUUUGGACGUGGUAAUACCACCGGAUAUUAUUUAUGAAGACACCUCGGGAGACGUAAUGGUGCCCGAAGGAGGAACUGUGAAAUUAACAUGCAGAGCCAAAGGCUACCCGAAACCGCAUGUUUUAUGGAGACGAGAAGACGGUAGAGAAAUAGUAAUCAAAGACGCCUCUAGCACCAAAACAAAAGUGACCACGUACCAGGGCGAAGUGCUGCGAUUGACCAAAGUCAGCAGGUCCGAGAUGGGAGCUUACUUGUGCAUCGGAUCCAACGGGGUUCCGCCGUCCGUCAGCAAACGAAUCACGGUCAGCGUUCACUUUCAUCCAGUGAUCUCGUCACCCAGCCAGUUGGUCGGUGCUCCGAAAGGCACUGAAGUCACAUUAGAAUGCAACGUCGAAGCGUUUCCGAAGUCUAUAAAUUACUGGGUCCGAGAGAGCGGCGAUAUGGUCAUAACAAGUGACAAAUACCAAACGACUAGUACCCAGAAGUCUAUAUUCGAGGAUCAAAUGGUAUUAACCAUCAAAUCGGUGGAGAGACACGACUUGGGAUCGUACAGGUGCAUAGCGAAGAACUCGCUUGGUGAGGUGGAAAGCAACAUUAGAUUGUACGAGAUACGGGGCCUGGACGAUGCCGCGGACGCGGAGAACGGUGACCUGUCGGACCUUUACCAGGAGGAACUGUACACCGAGACUCACCAUCACCACGCCGGCGGGAACGGAAUUGGUGACAACCGGAACCGGACCAAGCACCGACAUCACUUGGACGCGUCGCAACAACCGCCCGCCAGUCCCAGCGCAUCCAUCCGCCUGGUGCCGCCGUUGUACCGCACGUUCAAGUAUCUCUGACACGUGGCGGCCGUCUGGUAAACACGCUCUCCAAGCUGUUCGGUGCUUACCAGGCGAAUAUCACUCGCUCGACGAGCACGUCACUCGCCGGUCUCGGUACGCCCUGCGCGCGUUUCAUCGUUAUUAUAUCACGUCGACGAUCGGUUAUAUUAUUAUUAUUAUUACUGUUUAAUGUUAUUAGUACAAUAUUAUUAUCUCGUAACCGGGGCAUGAUCGGGUCGUAGAAGAAAAAACUGAUCGUUCUGUCACCACGGCCGUUCAUAGUAAUAAUCGUUCCGUAACGACGCCCACGAGUGUAUAUAUUAUCUUGGAGACUGCGAGUAAAUAAAGCAGCAUAUAACAAUAAUCUAGCGUGAAUAAUAGUAAUAGUAACAAUAACAGUAGUAAUAAUAAUAACAACAAUAAUAAGAAUAAUAACUGUUACUGAAACGUAGUCCGGAUGUGGCGAUGUCGUCUCAUACACCCUCUAUCUGCUGCAGUUCUACCGGUCACAGCUAUCCCGACCCACCACCAACGUCCUUUGCAACCCUCUAGAUCGGUGUUUAUUCGUCCGACAGAGAUGGUGGCGGUGGCGGGCAGUGAAAUUACGUGGGCUUAAAGACGUUUUAUCGUUUUGUAAGUUUUAUCAAUUCUCCGGAAACGCCCCAAACGUUAAUCCACUCAGGUACUGUAAAACGCACAUCUCGACCAGACGAUGUUGCCCGCAACUCUCACUUCCUCCCUUCCACCUGAUGACCGUUAUUGCGGCGAUAAUAGUAAUGCAAUUUAGCCGCGCCUACUUCGAGAGUCGUAAUGAAAUUAUCCCGACAGUCUCGUCCACGGGACAGACAACAUACCCUCUUCCCGUUACACGCGCAUGUCGUAGGUAUAUACGAUAAAAUGUGUACGUUACACGUUGAAAACGUCGUUGCGAAUAUAUUAUACAUGUCGCACAUACUGUGUACGAUAAUAUUAUUAUUAUUAUUACUGUAACAAUACUAUACGAUUAUAAUACGUUAUUAUUACUAUUACUAUUUUUCUUAUUAUUUUUAUGUGUACGUCGGUGUCAUGCGUGCGAUUAUGUUGUUUUGCGUUGGUACGACUUUGAAUAGAAAAAAAAUAAUAUAUUAAAAUAUUAUAUCGAUAUUAAUGUGAAACAAAAAAAAACUUAUAAUAAUAAUAUACGAUUCAAUUAAAUGAUUUCCAUAUACGAUUUAA
This is a messenger RNA of Sipha flava (yellow sugarcane aphid), 2548 nucleotides long. Its product is annotated as lachesin-like. The transcript has 9 exons. The record is from RefSeq and is a predicted model, not a curated record. Bases 167 to 1351 code for a protein of 394 amino acids. Gene Ontology annotation, cellular component: neuron projection. Lineage: Eukaryota; Metazoa; Arthropoda; Insecta; Hemiptera; Aphididae.